AUGGGCGACGCAAACUCCAGUACCCGAUCCGGCAUCUUUCCAUACAAACCAAGCGAGUCUGCCACAUUGAUCAUGGCUGUUCUCUUUGGCAUAAGCGCAAUCUGGCAUUUGAUCGUGAUGAUCCGAAAGAAGACAUGGUUCUAUAGUUGCUUGACUGUUGGUGCUAUCAUGAUGACCUCCGGUUACAUUGCGCGAUAUUUUUCCGCUAGGUCACCUCUCGACCUGGGGCCAUACAUCAUGCAAUCUCUCUUUAUUAUCCUGCCACCCUCUCUUUAUGCUGCAACUCUCUACAUGAUCUACGGACGCAUCGUACUCUUUGUCAACGCGCCUGAAGCAAGCAUGAUUCCUCCGGCUCGAGUGACCAAAGUCUUCGUAUGCGGUGACGUGAUUGCCUUUUUCCUCCAAGCCGGCGGUGGCGGCAUGAUGGCCCAAGCAUCGAUGGCGAACGUCGGACAAAAGAUCAUGCUCCUGGGCUUAUUCACGCAACUUUUGUUUUUCGGCGUCUUUCUCGUCAUAUCGCUCGUCUUCUGGAAGAGGAUGCGGUCAUCCCCCAAAUCACACAUGAUCCCACAGCAUGGCAAACAUACUUGGAGGGCGUUACUCAAGAUGCUGUUGGUUUCUGCGGUCAUCAUCAUUUUCAGAUGCGUUUUCCGUAUCUUCGAGUUCGCGGGGGGAACAAAGGGCUCCAUUUCCACCCACGAGGUGUACAUGUACCUGUUCGAUGCGGCACCCAUGUUCCUUGUGCAGCUAUUGUUUCAUUUCGUUCAUGCAGGAGACGUGUUUCCCACACAUAUCGCGGCGUCUGCGUUCGCCGACGAUGGGUCAUAUAUCAACCUCUAUCCGAGAGUCUAG
Molecule: messenger RNA, 852 nt
Organism: Penicillium diatomitis
Lineage: Eukaryota; Fungi; Ascomycota; Eurotiomycetes; Eurotiales; Aspergillaceae
Product: RTA1 domain-containing protein
Exons: 2
Coding region: 1-852 (283 amino acids)
Cellular component (GO): membrane
Source: RefSeq, a predicted model, not a curated record